Molecule: messenger RNA, 1331 nt
Organism: Anolis carolinensis (green anole)
Lineage: Eukaryota; Metazoa; Chordata; Lepidosauria; Squamata; Anolidae
Gene: dppa4
Product: developmental pluripotency associated 4
Exons: 9
Coding region: 229-1092 (287 amino acids)
Biological process (GO): system development
Cellular component (GO): nucleus
Molecular function (GO): chromatin binding
Source: RefSeq, a predicted model, not a curated record
UACUGCUGAAACCAUUAAACUUCCUUUUUGAGUAUCAAAAGCUAAAUUCAAGGAAGGGGGCAUAUUAUUCCACAAGCCUUAGGGUCGCCAGAGGAAGGGAACAUGAAGGCGCCCAACAACAACAUUGCCACAAACGGGAUGCCUUCCGCCUCAGCGAGCACUUCCACUUCCACCAGAUUGGAGUCCUUUCUGAACUGGAGUUAAGAUCUGCAGAGAAAAGAUUUUGGAAUGCCCAGACAAAGUCGUAAAAUAGCCAAAUCGGCUUCCACCCCUCCUCAGUGUGCACCUGUUAAUAGAGCAACAUCAGUGGACUACAGUGUUUUAAAAAGGGCCCAGUUGCAACAGCUCUGUAAGAAACUGGGAAUUCGAGCCACAGGGAAGAAUUCAGAACUUCUGGAAAGAGUGAAAGCCUUUCACAAAGAACCUUUGUGUGAAAUAGUAAACACCAAAGAAGAAAACACAAAGAAGGAUGAAGAGAAAGACCAAAAAGCUCAGGCUCCUUUACCAGCUCCUCCUGUGGCUUUGAACAAGGAAAUAAAAUUUGAGGUGUUUGAAAAGAAAACAGAGGUAGUCCAUGGCUGGUGUGUGGUCCAUGGGAUGAUACUUUACCGCCCAGAAUCCAGCUGGUUUCCUUUGUUACUCCGUGGUGGCAUGGUCUAUGUCCAGGAUGGGGAGAACCACGUCCCUUUUCAUCUCCCUGUUACAAAUAUCUCUGUUCCUGAAGGUUUAUCCGACAACUACAUCUGUCGAGAGUGUGUGCUGAGGAACCAAGAAAAGUUAAAGAAACAUCCCAUGAACCAGCAAAUACAAGGAAAAGGUAAACGGGUUUCCUUACCCAAGACUGCCUUAAAGAACGUUAUCCCUCGUCAAGACUACACAGCUCAGCCUUCACUGGAUGCAACCAACACCUCUAGAGACAAGAGAAGGACAAUAGAAAUUAGGAAACUCUACCAGCCACAAGAGGAUGAAGCUUAUGCUCAGCGGGUGGAUGGGCUGCUUUCCCUGAUGGCCCGUGGCGAACUUGGUAUGGACCUAGCUCUGCGUCCUGUCCAGCCCCUGGUUGUCCAUUCUCCAGCACCUUUUGAGAAAUAAUGUGAUGAUCUGAAAGAAACAUGUUAUUAUAGUGCACUUUUUCUAUGUAUUCAAUUGACACUGUAGCCUUGUAAUUUUUUAUUUUUAAUCAAGAAUCCUUGGAAAUAAACCUUUCGUCAUAGUCUUGAAGUGAUAUCUGAAAGAAGCAUUUUAUUAUUAUAGUGUACUUUUUCUAUGUAUUUAAUUGAUGUUGUAGUCUUUUAAUUUUUGAUUGUUAAUAAAGAGUCCUUGGAAAUAAA